UAUUAAUAAGGGCGGUAUAGUGGACGUGACAAGGCCAUUGAUAAACUAGCUACAAAAAAAGAAGAUGUCCACCAGUAACAACAGUGCAAUCAACAUCUCUCAAAUUCAUUUGAAAACUGUUCGAGACCAAUGCAUUGCAGUGGAUGUUGUAAAAGAUACGACAUCCAUUCAAGACAUCGUGGAAGAUAGGAAGAACAUACAACUGCAAGAGGAAAAUGACAGUGCAUUUUUCGUCAUUGACAUUGGACGGCUGAUCCACAUGUACGACCAGUGGAUGGACAUGAUACCGAAUGUUGCUCCAUUCUACGCAGUCAAGUGCAACUCAGAUAAAUUGCUGCUUAAAGUACUUGCAGAAAUAGGGACAGGAUUCGACUGUGCAAGCAAGCAAGAGAUAGAGAAAGUGCUUGGUUUCGGAGUCAGUCCAGAAAGGAUCAUCUUUGCCAACCCGUGCAAAAUGAUAUCACAUCUCAAGUACGCUGCCAAGUGCGGAGUAAAGAAAAUGACCUUUGACUGUAAAAAUGAGUUGUACAAAGUACAGCAAUAUUUUAAUGAUGCAGAGCUAAUUGUGAGAAUCAAGCUCGAAGCCAACGACAGCUACCAGCUCGGUUUAAAGUUUGGGUGCAGUGUUACUGAGGCUAUUCAACUGCUUAAGCUGGCCAAACAACUUCAACUCAAUGUCACUGGUGUGAGUUUCCACAUUGGCUCCGACGUUAGUUCUGCUGUGUUCAGAGACAAUAUCAAGCAAAGUCUGAUCGUCUUUCAGGAGGCUUCAACUAUUGGAUAUGAGCUAUCAAUACUUGACAUUGGAGGGGGGUUCCCAGGAAGAACUGGUUGUGAGAAUGUUCUACAGCAACUAUUGGAUGACACAAAAGAAGAGUUGGAAAACUUUGUCUCUAUUUAUCCAAACACAAAAAUAGUAUCAGAGCCAGGUAGAUACUUCGCAACUUCUACCCACACUUUGGCGUUGAUGAUACACUCCAAAAAGACGGAGUCAGAUGAGACACAAACCAUUCACAUUUCAGAUGGUGGAUAUGGUACAUUUGCCAUUUGUCAUUACUUUGGCUGUCCACCACCAAAUUGUCUUAAGAUUAAUGACGUGACAACCAAAGAAAUCCCUUCAGUCAUAUGGGGACCAACAUUAGCACCUGAUAAGGUAAUCUCAACUUCCCUUCCUGAGUUAGAAGUCGGAGAUUGGUUGUAUUUCAAAGAUAUGGGAGCCUAUUGUAGAGAUUUUGGCAGCUACGCAUUCAAUGGAUUCCCUAGACCAGAGUGCUACUACUACAUCUCAAGUGUGUACACAGAGAGAAUGCUUAAACUGACACUGGAGAACUGAUUCAACUGGCUACAGCUCACCUUUAUUGUUAAGACUCUUCAACCUGCUAUCUUGACAUACUUAUUUUAUCAUGUACUGAACUAAACAUGAGUAUACUGUAUAAAUUCUGUUCAAGUUUGUACAAACAUUCAUGACAUAAAGUUGCACUUAAAUUUGUACUAUUGUGCGAGU
Messenger RNA from Halichondria panicea, 1504 nucleotides. RefSeq names its product ornithine decarboxylase 1-like. Gene Ontology annotation, cellular component: cytoplasm. Bases 65 to 1333 code for a protein of 422 amino acids. Lineage: Eukaryota; Metazoa; Porifera; Demospongiae; Suberitida; Halichondriidae. The transcript has 8 exons. Gene Ontology annotation, molecular function: ornithine decarboxylase activity. The record is from RefSeq and is a predicted model, not a curated record.